This is a messenger RNA of Pyrus x bretschneideri (Chinese white pear), 1886 nucleotides long. RefSeq names its product protein IQ-DOMAIN 3. Lineage: Eukaryota; Viridiplantae; Streptophyta; Magnoliopsida; Rosales; Rosaceae. The record is from RefSeq and is a predicted model, not a curated record. Gene Ontology annotation, molecular function: protein binding.
AUGGGGAGGAAAGGGAGUUGGUUUUCUACACUCAAGAAAGCCCACCCUUGAUCCAAGGAAAAUAAAGAUCAGAAGACUCACAAGUCAAAGAAAUGGUUUGGGAAGUACAAGAACGAGGAUGCGGUAUCUUCCUGCGAAGAAACCGCAUUGGUUAACCCUGCCCCCGCCCCUGCUCCUGCCCCCGUUAGUACCCCUACCCACCCUCCACCUCUGACCCCGCCUCCAAAAGAAGAUGUCGAGUUAGCUGAGGCUGAGAAUGCACAGAACAAACAUGCUUACUCUGUGGCACUUGCCACUGCCGUGGCUGCAGAGGCAGCUGUGGCUGCUGUUCAGGCUGCCGCAGAGGUUGUUCGCCUUACAGCUGUGCCCAUGCCCCGUUACACUGGAAAGUCGAUGCUGGAGGCUGCAGCUAUCAAGAUUCAGACUGCUUUCCGAGGGCACUUGGCAAGAAGGGCGUUACGAGCUUUGAGGGGGUUGGUGAGGUUGAAAUCAUUGAUAGAGGGCCAAUCUGUUAAACGACAAGCAACUACCACAUUAAGAUGCAUGCAGACUGUUGCUCAUGUGCAGUCUCAGAUUCGCGCAAGGAGGAUUAGAAUGUCUGAGGAGAAUCAGGCACUUCAGCGACAGAUCCAACAGAAACAAGAGAAAGAGCUUGAGAAACUCAAAGCUUCUAUGGGAGAAGAUUGGAAUGAUAGCACAGAAUCGAAGGAGCAGGUCGAGGCAAAGCUACAAAUGAAACAAGAGGCUGCUAUUAGACGAGAAAGGGCGUUGGCCUAUUCAUUCUCUCACCAGAAAAUGUGGAAGAACUCUCCGAAAUCUGAACACCCGACCUUUAUGGACCCCAGCAAUCCCCACUGGGGUUGGAGUUGGUUGGAGCGAUGGAUGGCUGCAAGGCCAUGGGAGAGCCGAAGUACAGCAGACUUCAAUGACCGGGCCUCCAUGAGGAGUGCUGCAAGCCGUGCCUCCAUGUCUGUGGGGGAAAUCACCAAAGCUUAUGCUCUUCGUGAUAAGCCUUCUCCUAGGACCCCUACUGUCCUAAGAUCAAACAGACCUUCGAGUCGCCAAUCCCCUUCAACUCCUCUCUCCAAAGCACCAUUGUCCGCAUCAGUAACCAGGAGAAACCCAAGAGGAAAUGGUCGGGGUGGAGAUGAGGACUCCAGGAGAACGCUAAGCAUCCAGUCAGAACGCUUCAACAGGAGGCAUAGCAUGGCAGGAUUUUCCGUCAGAGCUGACGAGAGCCUUGCAAGCUCUUCAGUUCAAAAUUACAGGACACCCACGAAACCAACAAAGGCCAGGUCGAGGUUGGCAACCCUAAACUCAAACCAGUCAGAGAAGAACGGAACACCAUCAGAGAAAGGAUCAGUGACGUCUGUAAAGAAGCAGCUGUCAUUCUCUGCUUCCCCGGCUGGACCAAGGAGGCACUCCGGUCCUCUUAGGUAUGAUUCUAGCUCCAUUAAAGGCACUCCAGUGCACGCGAGGAAAGGCAGCAGGUAGCUAGUGAUCAGUCUAGUGAAGAGAGAGAGAGUGUGCAUGUAAAAUAAAAGCAAGCAUGUAACUUAGGUAGAUGUUGCUGAGUUGAAGAAGAUUGAAUAAAAGAUUGGCCAGCCUUGUUAGAGGGUGGAGGAGGAAGAGAAGAGACCAGAAAAAUCGAUCGGUUUGUGAUUUUCGUGUCUGUUUCAGUUGUCGCCAUGAUUAAUAUCAACACCUGUUUUCUUCUUCAUCUCAAUAAACUUUGUGUCGUCGUGUUUCGAGACUGUUACAUAUAAUGUUGUAGCACAUGAGGAUUGGUUUGGGGGUUGAACGUUAGUUCAUGGUAGCAGAAAUAUUGUUUCCUUAGUUGUCUGCAGAUUGCUGUGGUUUUUGAUAUCUUUUGACUCCUCAGUUGC